Molecule: messenger RNA, 648 nt
Organism: Venustampulla echinocandica
Lineage: Eukaryota; Fungi; Ascomycota; Leotiomycetes; Helotiales; Pleuroascaceae
Exons: 1
Coding region: 1-648 (215 amino acids)
Source: RefSeq, a predicted model, not a curated record
AUGUCCGAACACACAAUUCUCGCAACUUUGGACUCUGCUGACCUACUCAAUCGUGGCUUGCUAGGCCCUGCCAGGGCCACUGGGUUCCACCGACUUCACAAACGUCGACUGAACCGCUCCAGCGAUGAGGAGAACCAUGAUAUUCUUUUGAACAUCUCUCUCUCAUCUCCAGCUGCCGACGAUGCAUUUGCCAUGAUUCCUGUGGCCCUCAUCUCAUACGAAACUCUCGUAUAUGUCGGCCUAUCUGAAGCAAAGGCUACCGAGCUAUGGAGCCAAUGGACCAACUGGCCUGCUCAGGGACCCCGCCGCGAGAUUGAUCCCGACGAUGGUGGAUUGGUAGUCACUUUCAAAGACUUCAUCAUCGGCUCCUUCGAAAACAGGGUUGACACUACAGAGGACAACGCGCGGCAGUGGCAAGCAUGCCUGAACGCGUGUGGUGUUGCUGCUGAUGUGCAGAAUGCCAUCAUGGAUCCUCGCUUUAAGUAUCUCUGCCUUUCACAGUCAUGCCUCUACUGGGUCAAUGACACUGUCGAAAUGCGCUACGCAGGGCUCGAAGAUAUUCAGAGAUCGUCGCGUGAGCGAGAGAUGCAACUGCGGCGGAUUGCCACUCGUCCAGGUUGUAAUCAAGGAGGGAGUGGGCAUGGGUGA